AAAAGGAAAACAACAAUGUUAAAACAUGUGAGGCUUGUGGGUCAUUCCUGACAAAUCCUCUAGUUGACCAGGGGGUCAUACCGCAGUCAAUGGCGCAGGUGUUGGUGCCACCGCCACAAAAAACAACGGGAAAAUUAAAAUCUUCACGAAUUGUGACCGAGGGCCGGGUUAUAAGUGGCGAUGAAAUGCUGAAAAAAUUAGAAGAGAAGGAGGAGGUCAUGCGACGCCAGAUGGAGGAAAAGGAGGAGAGGUUGAGGUUAAAAGAACAAAGGAAACAGCAGAAAGAAAAAGAAGAAGAGAAAGUUGAGAAGAAGAAACGACGGGAGGAAGAAAAGAAAAAGAAGGAACAAGAACUUAAGGAGGAGCGAAUGAAGAAGGCUGUUGGUGGCCGCUUAGCACAUAAACGUUUUACCUGUGCUGUGUGUGGGGAGAGAGGGCGUGUGAAUGACGAAGUGAAUGAAGUUAUGUGGUAUGGGUGCGAUGAUGGUAUGUGUGGGCGUUGGUAUCAUGAGGAGUGCUUGGGUCAGAGUGAGAAUGAGUAUCUGAAGGAGAGUGAAAGUGAUGGAAUGCCUUGGUAUUGUGUCGUAUGUAAACUGUGGUUGUAUGAGGAAGAGUAAGAGUACGAGAAAUUGUGAUGUUAAGAUUAUGUCUGAAUGUAUUUCUUUAAUUAAUUUAAUAAUUAUAAACAUUCCCGCCGAGAUCGUAAAUUACAAAUGUUAUAGAUUCUAUAUCGAGAAAAAAUCCCCUUUAAGAGCCCUUGUAAAUUUGGUUAUUUCCUUUGAAAAAAGCAGUGGAAGUUAUCCCCCUUUGCAACCUUGACCUCGUCUACAUGCCGAUUAGGUAGCACUCCACAAUUAAUUUCAAGUUCCUGUCGUCAAUGUCCUACAAGCAAUACGUCUAAUAAUUCUGAUACCAAACUACACAACCUGGAAAAAGAAAACACACUUUGUUGAGAACAUAUAUGACAUAAAAUUGCAAAUCUACAAAGAAAUUAUCCCAUCUGCAAUAGGCAGGCAGUCAAAAAAGUUGCAAUUCAUUCCGCUGAAGCCCAAAAUCUACAGUGGCCCGAGACCCAAAACAACACAUUUCGUCCCCCUGGCAAAAAUAUCUGCAAAUAUACAGGCUAAAAGAACACCGUCUCUGCUUUAGCAACUCCCUAUACAUGCAAAAUAUCACAAAGAAACAAGUCCUCAACAUUGUAGAUUUUUUGCUACUGCUCAAAGUUUGUAUCCCCCUGUUAAAUGACUUCUUUUUACCGUGCAUGCUGUUUAAAAGCAAUGUUUACAAAAAAUGGCGGCCUUGACAUAUAUAAUCAACAGCAUGUGAUUUCUGGCCAUGUUUUCGAAUUUGCCAGUGAUCAUAUUACAUGUCUUCAUGCUGAAAAUGCAUUUUAAAGACAACCAGUCAUUUAAAUCCAGAAUAUUCACUACAUCCAAGAAAUCCUCCCUGGCCAUUCGAAGCUGUGGCUUACAUUACUGUGGUGUGCUACCUUACACUAAGCAGGCGCGUUGUCUGGGAACAAAUAUGUUAAGUGCAAAUUUAUAGACACAAGGUGAAAGCAAGUUAAAAAGAAAUACAAGACUGAGAUAAAAGUUAAAAUCAAAGCUGGCUUAGAACUGGUAAAAAGGAAGCAGCUGCCCAGUACAGAGGUCUAAACUGGGACUAGUUUGCAGCUAUAUAAGGACAAUGGAUAGGCCAUUCCACAGACGAAUACUUCUGGGGAAAAAUGAACAGGAGUGAUACUGUGUCCUUGAAUAUGGUAUUAGGUAGUUCAGGUUCUAGUGGGGUGUCAGGUGGUGAUGGUCGACCCUCACAAGAUUGUGUUGCCAGUGUCUUCAAGUGUGUCCUGCUAAUGAUGAACAAAUCACAUUUAAAAAGGGAAUGCAUGGUAAACAUUUACCUAAUUCAAAGAUGUGUCAGAAUGGAAUAAUCAAGUAACCAGAUAUCGUUGUUACAGUAGUACAAAUAGCAUUUUAGACUUUAUAAAUUUUGUCAAAUAUGAAAAAUCUGAUUCUCAUUCUUCAAUAAUAAUAAUAAUAUUGUCAGUCCUGUCCAGAUAGCCUUAUGAUUAUUGGGGGUCAGACCUUAAGGGUGUUGCUACACAGGGACCCUACUGUAUGCUGGAUAAAUUAAAUGUAUAUCUCUUAAAAAGACACAACCUGGAAGUUUUAAUUGUGUUUUAUACAUGUAUGAUGUUACUCAAACCAGUGUUGAGGUCAGGUUAAAUUGAAGUUAAAUUAAAAGAAUGGCCAAAUGUUUAUAUCAGAUAAUUUGUGUGUCAAGUACGUAAUCUAAAGCUAUUAUCCCAGUCCCACUUAUUGUAGUUUGGGCUUUUUUGAAAUGAAAUUUCAUAAAAAGAUGAAAUUUCACCACAGGCAUGUACAUUAAUAUAUAUGGAACUUGAUGAUUAUACAUUUCUUGUGCGAAGAAAAAUAUAAGAAAAGUAUUUGUAAUUUCUAUGAUGCUGUAAUUUCAAAUCAUUGCAAUGAAUUGUGACUUGAAUUAUAAACACACCCUUGAACUGGUUACAAGUAGAUUGGUUGGUUGCGGGUCGAAUAAUUGGGUUCUUGGUAAUUAUUUCAUCUUGCAGUUGAUUGCUGCACAAAAUAUCAUAGAAAAUUAUGUCUACUUAAAGAGACAAAAAAGAGAAGAAAAUGUAUUGGUUAUCCUGUUUAAAACUGACACUUAAGUAGUAAGUUCUACAAACAUCAAUCUGUCAUACUCCUAACAUUUUUACGGGUGUGAUAAAAAGGUAGUUAACAUCUGUAUCAAGUGAAACAUAACAACCUUUAGGUCACAGUUUCUUGUGAAAACUGCAAAAUUUACUUCUACACGUAUACAUAUAUAGGAACAUUAAAGAAUAUGUUGCUGUUUUUAGACCCUUUUUGUGUGGGAGAGUAGCUUAACACCCAAACUUAUUUUAAACCUCUUGUUCGCGACAUGUUUAUCUGUCAGUAUAAGUUGUUGAUGUUAACAACUUAAUUACUAAUGUUUCAGAAAUGUCUACUGCUGUCAAAUGAAAACAAUGUAUAUGAACAGA
Messenger RNA from Ruditapes philippinarum (Manila clam), 3040 nucleotides. Its product is annotated as complexin-2-like. The record is from RefSeq and is a predicted model, not a curated record. NCBI's taxonomy places the organism in Eukaryota, Metazoa, Mollusca, Bivalvia, Venerida, Veneridae. The transcript has 2 exons. The coding region runs from base 90 to 617 and encodes 175 amino acids.